Messenger RNA from Scedosporium apiospermum, 423 nucleotides. RefSeq lists its product as uncharacterized. Bases 1 to 423 code for a protein of 140 amino acids. Lineage: Eukaryota; Fungi; Ascomycota; Sordariomycetes; Microascales; Microascaceae. The record is from RefSeq and is a predicted model, not a curated record. The transcript has 2 exons.
AUGACGAGAACACGCUUUCCAACAAGACUCAUCCUCACCCUCCUCGCCCUCCUCACAUUCUUCCAACCAAUCCUCUCCUCCCCCGUAACCCAAACCACCGAACCAACACCGACCCGACCAAAAGCAGCAGCCGCCACCCCACAAAACACAUCCAUGUUCUGGCUCGACUACACCAAAUCCUACGACCCCCUCGCGCCGGACCCGACACCAGCGCCGGUGCGAGCCGAGAACGCGGGGAAGGAAUUCGAGUUCGCUCAGACGACGUAUUAUACAUGCAUUACGAGGGGCGGGAAUGAGCACUGCGGGUGGCAUGUGCCUAUCUUGUGGGUUGCUGAGGCUGGGGCCGAGAAGGGGAGGAGUGGAAGCGGGUUGUGGGGAAUUGUGGCGGUUUCUGUUGUUGUGAUUUUGGCUUUGGCGUUUUAG